Messenger RNA from Dermochelys coriacea (leatherback sea turtle), 2537 nucleotides. RefSeq names its product chloride channel CLIC like 1 (gene CLCC1). Gene Ontology annotation, cellular component: endoplasmic reticulum; membrane. Gene Ontology annotation, molecular function: chloride channel activity. The transcript is spliced from 13 exons. The record is from RefSeq and is a predicted model, not a curated record. Bases 200 to 2212 code for a protein of 670 amino acids. Lineage: Eukaryota; Metazoa; Chordata; Testudines; Dermochelyidae.
CUACCUGGCCAGUGCAUCCGAGAUGAGAGCGCUGUCCAGAGCGGUCACAAUGGAGCAGUCUGGGAUAGCUCCCAGAGGCCAAUACUGUUGAAUUGUAUCCACGCUAACCCAAAUUCGACUUGGCAAUGUUGAUUUCAGUACUAAUCUCCUCGGGGAGGAGUACAGAAAUCAAUUUUAAGAGUCCAUUAAGUCGACAACAAUGCCUUCGUUGUGUGGAUGGGUGCAGGGUGAAAUCGAUCUAACGCUGCUAAAUUCAACCUACACUCGUAGUAUAGAUCAGGGCUGUGUUUUUCCACUGGAGGGGGUAAAUUAUGACGACUCUGAGAAUAGGGAGGUACCAGAUGCUGUUGUGAACUUGCCAAGCAUUGCAGCAGUAUCAGAGUGCCAUAGGAAAUUAGAAUCCUUAAUCCAGAAGAUUGAAGAGUAUGAGAAGAAAGAGAAGACCAAGUUCAGUGAAAGCCAUAGCAUUCAUGUUUUUAGGAGAUACUUGAAUAAGAUUUUAAUUGAAGCUGGAAGACUUGGCCUUCCUGAUGAAAACAUUGGUGAUGUGCAUUAUGAUGCUGAGAUCAUCCUUACAAGUCAGGCUCUUUUGGAGAUCAACAGAUUUCUCAAUGAGGAGGACUGGAAAUCAGGCGCUUUGGAUGAUGCAGUUAGUGAUAUUCUGAUUAAUUUUAAACAUCAUGAUUAUGAAGUUUGGAAAUGGAGGUUUGAGGACACUUUUGGAGUUGAUCCAUAUAAUUUGCUUAUGGUACUCUUGUGUUUGGUGUGCAUUACAGUAACUGUAGCUACUGAGCUAUGGACACACAUUGGUUGGUGUACUCAGGUAAAACGCAUUUUAUUCAUCAGUUUUCUCAUCAGUUGUGGAUGGAACUGGAUCUACUUAUAUAAGACUAAAACUGCGAUGAAAAUUAACACAAGUGUGAUUAGUAUACUUUCGUUCAGAAAUAUUGUUGGGAUAGCCUUUGCACAGCAUCAAGCUGAAGUGGCCAAAAUGGGAAAUUAUGACAAAGUAUGUGAUGAGAAGCUGGACUGGAGUGAGAGUCUUUUUGAAUGGUUUAGAAGUUCGUGGACAUUCCAGGAUGAUCCUUGUCAGAAGUACUAUGAAACAAUACUAGUAAAUCCCAUUUGGCUAGUCCCCCCAACAAAGGCAUUGGCUGUUACAUUUACCAAUUUUGUAACAGAACCAUUGAAACAUAUAGGGCAAGGAAUUGGUGAAUUUAUUAAAGCCCUUAUGAAGGAGAUACCAAUGAUGCUACAGAUUCCAGUGUUAAUCAUCCUAGCUGUGGCUGUUCUGGGUUUCUGCUAUGGUGCGGGAAGAUCAGUUGCUACACUAAUACAUUUAACAGGUCCUGAGCGGAAACCAUCUCCUUCACUUCCUUCAAGUGAUAGACAACAGGAACAAAUACAUUAUAGUGCAGGUGAUUCAGAGGCCAGCUACAGAAGGAAUGUUGGUGCCCUCAGUGGAGAGCCUCAUGACAGAAGAGAUGAUCACAUGAGACUUCAAAAUGGCAACAGAAGCUCUGACGUUCUGCCACCAGGUGGUGCACUAAAAGCACAAAGAGAAGAGCAUCACAAGUGUGGAUGGCACCCUGUGUCUCAAUGUCAAACUAUUUUUAGAGUGAAAACCAAUGCAGAUCAAAACAGUGAUAAAGAGAUUGCACCUGAAAAACACAAACUGCACACGAUUGGAGUUGAACAAGAGUCUGAAAAGAAUUGUGAACCUCAAGCAAGUUGUAGCUCAAAAAAGGAGAAAACAAAUAAGCAAAACUCAAUUGAUAAAACAGGAGAUCUUGAAAAGAUGGAAAAGGGCAGUCCACCUCAACUAAUGGAAGGCACAGAGGAAACUAAAGAAUCUUUGAACUCUACUGGUUUGUGCUAUGGCGCACGAAAAUCAGUUGCUACAUUAAGAGAUUUUAAAAGCCUGGAGCAGGAACCAUCUCCUUCACUUCCUCCAAGUGACAGACAGCACUGGGAACAAAUAAAUUGUAGUGCAGGUGAUUCAGAUGCCAAUUACAGAGGGAAUAUUAGUCCCCUCAGUAGAGGACCUUAUGACAGAGGAGAUGCUCACAUGAGACUUCAAAAUAGCAACAGCAGUCCUGAAGUUCUGCCAGCCGGUGAUAUACCAGACCCACAAAGAGAAGAGCAUCACAAGGUAGCAUUCAGUGAACAAAGUCAGCAGCCUACUACUGAAAAUCUUCCAGAAACCCCUUAGGUCCCUGGUUUUAUCUUCCUGAUGCAAUGGAACCUCAGUGGAGGUGAAAGUGCAGCAAUUAAAGAAAUAGUAAUUUAUCAAUGCCAGUUGGCAAGUGACACUACCUGUGGCUUGUCCCUUAAUCCAGAAGACUGGAUUCCAAGUGAAUUCUCAUCCUUCAGAUUUUUGCUCCUUAUGGAUCAACACUACCCCUAUGAAACUGUUUAUACAAGUCUUGUGAUGGAGAACUAGCCAAUUGUAUGCAUUUCAAAGCAAACCAAGCCAGGUGGUAAAGCAAGAGCUUAUUUUUGCAUUUAAAUAAAGUAGCUUUUUAAGAAAAAAAAAA